Andrographis paniculata is the source of this 1022-nucleotide messenger RNA. RefSeq names its product transcription factor MYB23-like. The transcript has 2 exons. Gene Ontology annotation, biological process: cell differentiation. Gene Ontology annotation, cellular component: nucleus. The coding region runs from base 140 to 517 and encodes 125 amino acids. Lineage: Eukaryota; Viridiplantae; Streptophyta; Magnoliopsida; Lamiales; Acanthaceae. Gene Ontology annotation, molecular function: transcription cis-regulatory region binding. The record is from RefSeq and is a predicted model, not a curated record.
CAGGUCUGCAAAUGAAAACACACAGUAUGUUAGAAUAUGUUUGCUGUAUUGUCGAAUUUUCAUCAUCAAUGUUUUGAUUUCAAAAUCACACCAAAGAACAGGGCUGAACCGUUGCGCCAAGAGCUGCAGGCUAAGGUGGAUGAAUUAUCUACGGCCAAACAUCAAGAGAGGAAAUAUAUCCGAUCAAGAAGAGGACUUGAUCAUUAGGCUUCAUAGACUACUCGGAAACAGGUGGUCUUUGAUUGCAGCAAGGCUGCCGGGUCGAACAGACAAUGAGAUCAAGAACUACUGGAAUUAUCAUCUGAGCAAGAAGAGGUUAGACAAAGGGGUACUGGUUGCUGGGAUUUCGACACGGGGAAUGGGGUGUAAGAGUGAUCAACAAACAGUACAUGCAUCUAGUAGUAGUAGUGGUGUGGAGGAUUUGGAAACAGGGUUUAAUGUUGAUGACUUCUUUGAUUUCUCUAAUGAAGAUCCAACGACUAUGGAGUGGGUCGCUAAGUUCACUACAGAUGGCUGACCAGACCAUUCUAUAAAGAACUAGGAGCUGUAAUGAUUUUGAUUACUUCUUUAGAUAAUGGUGAGAGGAUUGAACUUUUUGAAUGAUUCCUGGACUUUUAGUAAUUAGUGGAAUCGACUAAUGGAGAGUUUUGAAUAUGAGAAUGAUUCCCAUUUCAAUAUGAAUCAUUCAAAAUACCAAAUAUGAACCUAAUGGCAACUUAGUUUCAUCGAAUGACAAAUUUAUUCAAUGUAUACUAUGCUUAUCAGUACAAGCUUUGAUUUAUAAUAAAGAACUUGUUUGUGGAAUGUCGAUGACUAUCAAGAAUUCUGUAAAUGCAUGCAGCACAACAUAUUGAGGAUUGAUCAGUCUCAAUUGAUUCUAUUCGUCUACAGUGACUAUCUAAGCUAGAAAGGACACGAGUCAUGACAACUUAAGAGUAAGCUCAGAUGAACUGAAAUACAGUUAAAAAAAAAUAAUAAGAAUAAGAAAGAAGAUUGUGAUAUUACCAAUGAGACAUUUCAAA